AUGUCUAAACCGGAGGCGGUGGCGGCAGAUGUAGUGCCUGAGCUGGGAGCGGCGGCGGCCGGGAGACGGGGUGGCGAGGAGAAGCCAGUGGCUGCCAUCUCCGCUGCCCUCGCCGCCGCCGCCGCCGCCGCCCUCCAAUCGCCUUCCGCGGCUUUGCCUCCGAGCGACGGCCGCCAACAGACUUCAUUUGGCUUUAUACCGGUCGAUGCCCAAGGUGAUCGGCUCCGUCCUGUGGGACGUGGGGUUCCCCUGCGUCACCUCCGCCUUCUGCCUCAUCCAGCUGGCCUUUCUGCAGCUCACCCAGAUAGAGAUGGAAGGAACAAGCCCUAUCUUGUAACAGACCUGAAUGACACAGACUUGGAACAGUUGCGUAGAGGAAACACAGACUUGGGACUCCGAGAACACACAGCCACCGGGCUUUGA
Molecule: messenger RNA, 423 nt
Organism: Gryllus bimaculatus (two-spotted cricket)
Lineage: Eukaryota; Metazoa; Arthropoda; Insecta; Orthoptera; Gryllidae
Source: the annotation of a GenBank genome assembly